Molecule: messenger RNA, 258 nt
Organism: Mesorhabditis belari
Lineage: Eukaryota; Metazoa; Nematoda; Chromadorea; Rhabditida; Rhabditidae
Source: the annotation of a GenBank genome assembly
AUGGCAUUUGCUGGCCUAUUCGAUCGUGUGCUUGAUGAUGGACCGAGUGGCUUAAAAAGAAGACAAACACUUCAUGGAUCACGGCUACAUCAUGCACACAAUUCGGCGAAAGAUGCUAUUUCGAAUGCCGACAAAGAAGUUCUCAAAAAGAUGUCGACCACUUCAUACGGAAUGCAACAAUUGAGAAAUCACGCUUUUUCCUCAUCUUUUCAUUUCAGCCAACUUUCCAGUCCUCCACUACGUGAGUCAUUUGUAUCA